Emiliania huxleyi CCMP1516 is the source of this 1140-nucleotide messenger RNA. RefSeq lists its product as hypothetical. The record is from RefSeq and is a predicted model, not a curated record. The transcript has a single exon. Gene Ontology annotation, biological process: protein maturation. Lineage: Eukaryota; Haptophyta; Isochrysidales; Noelaerhabdaceae. The coding region runs from base 1 to 1140 and encodes 379 amino acids. Gene Ontology annotation, cellular component: endoplasmic reticulum membrane.
AUGGGUGCCGUGGCGGGCAGUGUCGGGCGGGCGUGCCUCGGAGCGGCGUCGCUGCUCCUCCUCGGCGUGACGCUGCUCCCCCUCUCCUCGAUCGCAAGCCAGCCGGUGGAGGCGCUCGUGCCUUCCGUCGCCGGGCUGCGGCGCGCGACACUCGCGAUGCACGCGCGGCUCCGCCCGUUCCACGCGACCUCCUCGUACGGGCUCUUUCGACGCAUGACCGGCGUGGGGCCCCGUCGCAGCGAGGGGGUGCCCGAGGCGUGGGGCUGGGGCGGCCUCCCUCCGUCCAUCGUCGAGGUGCCCGCCGUCGCAAUCGAGGGCCACCCGAGCUUGCGGGGAGGCGGGGGGGCCGCCGAGGAGGGCUGGAUCGAGAUCCCCUUCCGGUACGCGCCAUUCGGCGAGCGGCGGGCGCCGCGCCGCACCGCGCCGCACCAGCCACGCCUCGACUGGCAGAUGUGGUUCGCCGCCCUCGGCUCGUACCAGCGCAACCCGUGGCUGCUGCAUCUCGCCUACAAGAUCCUCUCUGGCGGCGAUGGCAGCGCGACGCUCACCCUCCUCGACACCGCGGCCUACCCCUUCCCGCCCGAUCGGCCUCCAGCACGCGUGCGGGCAGUCCUCUACCACAUCGACUUUACGCGAGUGCCCUCUCCAUGGGCCAACCGCAUCCCCGGCGUCGCCCUGCAGCCCGCACAAUGCGGGUGGGCGGGGCCCUACGCGGCGCUCAAUGCGAGCAGCCGGUGUGGCCGCUGGUGGCGGCGGAGGCGGGUGCGCGAGUACUUCCCGCCGCUCGACCGAGGCUCCCUCGAGGAGUUGCUGAUCAAGCCGAGGGGGUGGCCCAUCUUUGCAGACGCUGCGGCGCGGCAGCUUGACCCGUGCCGGGACCGAGCUGGCGAUGCAGGAGGGAGUGACCGCGCGCUGCCGGGCCCUGUCUGCGACGCUACCGUGCUCGCGCGCCGUGCCGCUGCGCCGCUGCGCCGCUGGGUGGGCUGGGAAUUGGGCGGGCUGGUGUUUUUGGAUGCGCCGCUCCUCGUCAUUGCGGCGGCGGCGGCGCUUGCGCUCGCACUCGGAGCCGCCGCGCGUAGCUGCGGCGGCGGCUGCGGUGGCAGGCGCAGGGGUCAGGCUGCAAGUGGCGUCAUGCUGUAG